GUCAGAGCGUGUGACGCUGAGCCCACGAAUGGGCAAGGCCUGUCAGAAAAUGGCUGCUCUAGGAUGAGGCGUAGGGUGUACUAAAACAGCAUAUGUGUACAACUAAAGAAUGUAAUCUACUCACCAGGAAACAGAUAAGUUGUGGCUCCCUCUGAAGUGUACACAUGCUAGAAAACCUGUGCUUGUUUCCACAUAAUGUGUGCACCUUCUGCACUGUGAUAACUAAUCCAGACAAACUUGGAUGUUUGGACCCUGCUUUGCCUAUCACACAUCUGUUGAGUCUAUGGGGAAAACCUCACCUUUUUUUUCCUGACACUGAAUAAGGCAAAUAUGCUACAAAUAACGGUGAGAGCUUGGCUGGAAAGCCAGCGGACACUGGUGAAUGCAAGUCUGCAGAGUUGCUUAUUGCAAAAGCAACUUAACAGUUGGCACAGGAAUCUUAGCACAAGCUGCACAAGGUGUUCGAAGUCUCGCCGGCUUGGACAUAAAAGGAAUAUUUCGGAAAAGAAGCUGACCAAAUACUUCGUAGAUCAUCGAAGGGUGUAUAUGAUAGCAGGCAAAGGAGGUGAUGGUAUUAGCUGUUUUCUCAGUGAACCUCGAAAAAUAUUCGGAGGUCCUGAUGGGGGAGAUGGAGGAAAUGGGGGUGAUAUUAUAUUGAAAGUGGAUCGGCAAAUCAAAUCCCUGGUUUCUAUUCCGUCACUCUAUAGAGGUUUUAGUGGAGAAGAUGGUGGGAGCAAAAACUGUUAUGGAGCUGCUGGUAAAUGCACUUACAUUAAGGUUCCCAUUGGGACAGUGGUGAAGGAGAACUGUGAAGUUGUGGCUGAUCUCAACCAGCACGGUGAGGAAUUCGUUGCAGCCUACGGUGGAGCUGGAGGAAAAGGCAAUCGUUUCUUUCUGGCCAAUGACAAUCGAGCACCAAGAACUGCUACUCUAGGAGAACCGGGUCAAACCAGGACUCUCUAUUUGGAGCUCAAGACGAUGGCCCAUGCAGGGAUGGUAGGAUUCCCUAAUGCUGGAAAGUCAUCACUGCUGCGAGCUAUCUCCAAUGCAAAACCAGCUGUGGCUUCUUACCCGUUCACGACCUUAAAUCCACACGUAGGCAUUGUCCACUACGAAGGCUAUGAGCAAGUUGCAGUCGCUGAUAUCCCUGGAAUAAUAAGCGGAGCCCAUCAAAACCGGGGCCUUGGCUUCGCCUUCCUAAGGCACAUAGAACGCUGCCGCUUUCUUCUGUAUGUGUUGGAUCUCUCGCUGUCUGAGCCGUGGACUCAGCUGGAAGACUUGAAAUAUGAACUGGAACAGUACGGUAAAGGCCUGUCAAAGAGACCUCAUGCCAUCAUAGGAAAUAAGUUUGAUCUUCCACAGUCAAAGAGGAAUUUACCCCUCCUUAAAGAGCGAGUGGAACAGAGAAUAAUCCCAUUGUCCGCUCUGACGGGAGAAAAUCUGGAGGAAUUACUGUUGCAUCUGAAAGAACUGUAUGAUGACUACGUAAAAGCAGAAGAAGCACAGAGUCAGAAGCCUGUGAGGUGGUAGCUGCUCCUCUUUAGCCAUAUUUUGGAAGAAAGGGAUAGAGAAAUAUACAUUGUUCUCAGAACAUCUGCCUGUCUUCAGCCGUUUCCCAUAGAAUUUUCGAUCUACCUAAAAGCUAACAAGGACACACAAGUACCUCUCUUUUUUCUUAUUGGGAGUUAAUGACACAGAGCAGCCUUCCCCUCCAAAUAUGUUGGACUACAUCCCCCAUAAUGCCCCAGCCAGCUAAAAUGAGAGUUGUGGUCCCACAAAUCUGCAGGGCCGCAGGUUGGGGAGCGCUGCACUGUAGUAGCUCUAGUUGUAUGUGUGUAGGCUGUAUUCACACUAAAAACAUAGAGGUUGAGAGGGGAGGCAGCAGGUUCAGUUCAUCUCAUCCCACCCAACCCCAUGCCUUCAGUGCUGUGUCCAGUCCUUUCUAUGGAUCCCUACGUGCUAGAAUCUUCCUUUAUUUUAAUUUAAUUUUAUUGGUAUUAAGGAAGUAUGCAGAGUUUUGCCAGCCCAAUGUACAAUUAGUGGGCAAGAAAGACCGGCCAUCUGUGACAGAGGAGCCUGUAAGGCAAGUAAUUAAUUAAGCAAAACAUGAGGUCUAUAAUGCAGUAGAGAAUUAAGUGUGUUUAAGCCUAUUGAUUUCACUGGGAUUAAGCCGCCUUAAUUCUGUGUUGGGUUGUGGCCACAGUCUGUUCCAAGGCACAUGAAGAUCAGAGGCAGCCAAUUUUUUUUGUUAGUUGGGGGAAGAAAACAUGGAAAGACAGUGACUUGACUUGUUUUAGCACAUCUUUCAAAGACGCUUUAAUCCUUUUGGCUGUAUUGCUUUGAAUGUGGUCCUUGGUUACCCGUUAGUAGAAUACAAAAUGCUGAAUAGCUAAGAAGGAAUAAGAAUUCUCUAUUCAUUGGAUUGCUCUUUCAGCAACUGCUCUUUUAUUGUCUGUUUUUGUUUACUCUUAAGCUUCCAUUUCUUAAUGGGAGGAAAUGGCAGGAUAGGAGGACGGAUUAAUGCUCAUAAUUAGUAUUGGUCAGUGUAGCUGCAAAAGAACUCAUCACAUAUAAUGGGAGAAAGUACCGAUCCUGACUUUCUGCCACCAAGGGCUCAUUACUGACCAGUUUCUGGCUUUCAGCAGUGUUGAAAACUGAUGAUUAGAGAUAUGUGACCUAUCCAAAGAUCAACUCAGAUAACUGGAAAUGUCCCAGUUUCCUCCAGGAAAAGAUGAGAAGAAAUUGGGUAGUUUGUGUGAGCCAAUUUGCAAGUUUGGUAUAAUUUCCACUGUCACCCCAAACCCACCCUUUCCUUCCAUUUAAAUGGUGGGGUGAGCGCCUCUCCUUCACCCUGAAGGAGGUCAACUGAAGGGAUGGGAGAACUCACCUGCGUCAGAUUCAGCGGACGCUCGCCCUGCUGCCAUCUGACCCUGCUUGUCGGAUUGCGCAAGCUUUUGAGGCUUGGAGAGGGCCAAUGAAACUCCACCCUCACUCCGGAAAUUGCACAUUUCCCCCUUUGCGUAAAUGGCGGUCGUAAAGCCCCCAUUCAUGCAAGAAUAAAGACGUAAACAGAGCAUUCACACCUUUACUCUUGCGUAAAUGGGGCCUUUCCGGCUGCCAUUUAUGCAAGGGGGAAAUGCGCAAUUUCCAGAGCCUCAGCACACAAUGGAGGCUCCGGAUGAGGGCAGACAGCUGCUGAGCACGCUCAGAGCAUGAGUCCACGAACGCGCUGCAGCACCAGACUGGGUCCGGGAGGGUGGACGCGGGAGAGUCCAUCAGACUCCCAGGCUCAGUCGGGCACCCGCGACAUCCCUAACAGUGCUUGGGAGAACUGCAUCUUCAGUGGUUUAGAACAUAAGAAGAGCCUUGAUACUGGAUCAGACCGAGGGUCCAUCUAGUCCAGCACUCUGUGAACAACCAGCUGUUGGCCAGGAACCCACAAAGCAGGACAUGGUACAACAGCACCCUCCUAUCUAUGUUCACAAGCAACCGGUUGCCACUGGGAGCUUGGGGGUGAGGAGAGGUGAUUUUUACCAGGACCGCAAGAAAAGGUCAGACUGCCUCAUUCCCAUAGUCCCGAUACUUAUCAGGGCUCCCUGCACUUCCUGUACUUUUUGUUGUAAACAACUCCCUGUACUUUUGUGUUUGGUGGUGAGUCAACACCGGUACUGAUGUGAUUUCAUCAAAUAUGGGCACAAUCCUAUGCAUGUUUAGACAGCAAAAAGUCUGCCGGGGCAAUGCAUGUAGCCCCGUUUUCUGUCUAAACAUGCAUUGGAUCGCGCCCAAAGAAUUCUUUGUGACAGCCCUAAUUCUUUCUAAGGUUGCUCUGGGACACGGUGGCACAAAGCGCCCCAGAGGAGAAAGCGAUUAUUUCUUGGAAAGAGCUGUGAGCUUUCCUGCUUGUGUGACGAGUGUCUUGCCUUUUAUGAGGGCCAGCUGGGUCUUUGCUCUCAACCCCAGUGUCUGUCUGAGAAGCUGCUAAACAGCCUAACGGGAUGGGCGAAUGCUCCUGAUCGUGUAGUUAGAUCUCUUUGUUCAAAACAUGUUGUCCUGAGAGGAUGCUCUUUAACGGGAUUAACCUUGAAGAGAUUUUGGAAGUUCCUGGCAUCCAUUCAUCUUCAAGUGAACAGCGCUAAUUAGUCCUCAUGUUUAUUAUUCUUAUUGAGUCAUGAAACUUGAUUAAGAUAAAAGGAGGUGGGGAGUGAAGGGAAAGGGGGGUUUGCUGUAAAUUGCUGAAGGUAGCUAAUUGAAACGGCCAUAGACACAGCUCUGGCCUUCCCUGGUGUAGAAGUGUCUUAUGACUGCCUCUUUCUGCUCAUGACCACCACCAUCAUUUAAAAUGGGCAAAAAAUAAAAGACAGAAAGACUGUGGCUAAAGAAAAACCCCAAAUCUAGUUUAGUUUAUGUCAACUGUUUUGUUUUUAAGCUUUCAUCUGGCCAUUUGGGGUUUUUCCGAACGCCAGUUGGGAGUCUGCCCUAGUAAACCUCCUAAGGCAGGAAGUCUUAUAGCUGCGGUGCUACCACUGAGAAGGCUCUAGUCCUGCUGCCAUGCUUGAAAUUGUGGGGGCACUUGCAAAAGAGCCUCCUUUAGCUCUUUCUCUGUGUAAGGAGCAAUAUAUGGAAGGAGGUAUCCCUUCAGAAGGGAAUGCGUCUAAGCCACAUAGAACCUACUGGUGAAAAUUAGCUACUUGAACUGGCCCCGCAAACAGAUAACAAGUGUACAUCUUUUAGGGCUGGUGUUUAUUUAGCCAUUCAUUCAUUUCAUUUCUAUACUGCCCAAUAGCCAAAGUUCUCCGUUCUGGGAUCCCAACAACGUGGACAAGUUAAAAAUCUCCCUCCUGCUUUGCGUACCAGUUGAAGUUUAUGAAUUGUCUUCAAAGGC
Elgaria multicarinata webbii is the source of this 4882-nucleotide messenger RNA. RefSeq names its product mitochondrial ribosome associated GTPase 2 (gene MTG2). Gene Ontology annotation, cellular component: mitochondrion. Gene Ontology annotation, molecular function: magnesium ion binding; GTPase activity; GTP binding. The transcript is spliced from 8 exons. The coding region runs from base 331 to 1530 and encodes 399 amino acids. NCBI's taxonomy places the organism in Eukaryota, Metazoa, Chordata, Lepidosauria, Squamata, Anguidae. The record is from RefSeq and is a predicted model, not a curated record.